This is a messenger RNA of Bicyclus anynana (squinting bush brown), 1923 nucleotides long. Its product is annotated as heme transporter hrg1-A. Gene Ontology annotation, biological process: heme transport. Lineage: Eukaryota; Metazoa; Arthropoda; Insecta; Lepidoptera; Nymphalidae. Gene Ontology annotation, cellular component: lysosomal membrane; plasma membrane. The transcript has 3 exons. Bases 154 to 609 code for a protein of 151 amino acids. Gene Ontology annotation, molecular function: heme binding; heme transmembrane transporter activity. The record is from RefSeq and is a predicted model, not a curated record.
ACAAUGUUUUUGUGAUGAUAUUCGCCCGAAGUUUCUGUUAGUGUUUUCAUUUAAAUUGAAAAAAUAGAGUUUUAAAAAAUACAUUUCUUUACUUCCUUGAUUGAAUUGCUGCAUUAAUAUAUAUAUUAAAGACGUUAGAGGAAGCUGGGGAACAUGUUGCGUACAAAAAUACACAUAGCACUAAGUGCACUCGGUGCAACAUUGGGUGUCUCGGCAUUUAUAUGUUUUUGCAUUGUUUACGCAAAUAUCGAAGCUGGUAUGUGGGCGUUAUUGUCCGGUAUACACGCCGGAUUAACUCUUAUGCUUCACUGCCACUACUUGAAAGAGUCGCUGCAUGUGAACUUUUCUAGAAAGGCCCUUCAGUACCUCGGAGACUUUGGCAUGGUCGGCUUUGUUGCUGGCACAGCCCUGACAUUAUUCUAUUUAUUUUUGGAAAUAUAUUACAAAGCUGAUAUUACACCAAUACAGAGUAGCAUAAUUAUCCGAAUGAUAUGGUCAUUUAUGAUGCUGAAAUGGGGUCUCUUGCUGUAUAUAUUCACCAAGAAAUACCUGCGCACCUACAAUGAUCACCAGCUGUUCACUGAAAACCCUAACAUUGAGGAAACAUAAGAUAUAGGUAUUUUUAUAUUCCCUAUAAACCAUAUUAAUAAACUUGGAAUAAAAGGUGAUCAACCAUUUUUCAUACAUGCAGGGCCCAGAUAAUUUAUUAUUAUUAUAAAUAAAGGAUAUUCGUCAUUUUUUUUGUAAGAUGCUACGCUCUAAAUGGUCGAUCUCCUAUAAGUAUCGAUUUACGCCAAAACAAAAUGGACUUUGAAUUGAUGCUUAUAAUUCGUGUUUAUUAAUAUAUGGGUAAGUAAAAUUGUAAAUACCGUUAGUUUAUAAUCUAUCUCGCGAGAUUGUAAAAUGUUGGUAGAUUGUGAACAGCAACAUACUGCUUACAAUUUAACGUGUUAUUAUUUGGUAUAUAUUGUAAGGAUUUUCUUUUUUUUUUAUUUGUACGUUCACUAAUAAAAAAAUAUCUAAUUUAACCUAAACAUUGGUUUCUGAGACUCUCAAGUUCCAGUACUUAGGAGUAUGGACUUCACAAUUUAUCGACAGUUUAAAAUCUCGCGAGAUAGAUUACAAACUAACGGUAGGUAUUUACAAUUUUACGAUGACAUAUACUUACAUAUAAUAUUAUACAUAGAACCUAUUGACAGUGGCGUAGCCUGGAAUAAGACGUAGGCGAAGCUUGUGACGCAGUUGGUACUGUGGUUUCGAUUGUGAGGUGUUUCAUUGCCAGCUGGAGCUAAUUUACGAUUUUUUUUUUGCUCAAGUCUGGUCUGUUAGGAGGCUAGUUUUAACUAAAAUAUCAAAGUUACCGAUUUUGUAAGACUUUAUUUAUAGUUUUGUUUAAGAAACGUGAGAGUUUACUUCUAUAAAUACCUCACAAGGCCCCUAUUAGUAGAGUUAAUAUAUGAUGAAGGCUCGCCUCGCUCAGUGAUAAAAAUUACACAGUCACAAAUUUUUAAUACUAUAGUUUUGUUUGAUUAUAUUUUUUGAAGGUUUCAAAACCUCCCCUUUUGAUGCGAGGCGGUCGGUAAAGGUUCGCUUUGCCCACGCCUAGCUACGCUACUGUCUUUUGAGAGUGACUUCUUUAUAUAAUAAAGUAGCGAACAUCGUCCUUGUGAAAUUUAGUUAUUCACUAAUUUCGGGCCCAUAUUAAUCCAGGAAAUAUUUUAUCUUUGUUCUAAAUUUCAACCAAAUCGUUUUUGUAAUUUCGGAGUAAAGGUGUAACAUACACACACACUUUUAUACAUAUUUAGGUACCAAAAAACUUUAUUAAUCGGUUAUUGCAAACACUAAUAUUGGCGCCAUAAUGAUCUUAUUGCUAUUUGAAUAUUUCUGUUACUGUUUUCAAAACCUGUCCGCCUUUAAGAGUUG